Messenger RNA from Seminavis robusta, 1512 nucleotides. NCBI's taxonomy places the organism in Eukaryota, Bacillariophyta, Bacillariophyceae, Naviculales, Naviculaceae. The record is from the annotation of a GenBank genome assembly.
CGCCCACGAUGGCGAUGCCAACACAUCGAUUCUUCAUUGACUUGUUCUUCUUGUCCUCUUUCCUUUGCUGCUCUAGUAGUACUCUAGUAUAGUAGUACCUGAUACUGCACCAUGUCCCGACGAAGCAAGAAAAGCAGAGGUCGCGAACCUGAAGUAGACGAUGGAGACGAUCCUUUGGCAGUGAUCAAUGCGGGCCUUCGAGAACAGGAAGAAGAAGAAGAGGAUCCAGAUUCGCCAUGGCUGCCGCUGGAAUCCAAUCCGGAAAUCUUUACGGACUUUGCGCACAAGAGUGGCGGGCUGCCCAAGAAUUGGGGUUGGGUGGAUAUUCUGGGAUUGGAUCCGGAGCUGUUGGGCAUGGUGCCCGAGCCGUGUGCCGGUGUCAUUUUGCUCUUUCCCUGUACCGAGAAUAUUUAUAAAGUUCGCAAGCAGGAAAAGCAAAAAUUGCUACACAAUCCACCCACACCGGCCACACAGAAAGCCUAUCAUGUCCAACAGAUUGCCGAAUUUGGGAAUGCGUGCGGCACCAUUGCCAGUGUCCACGCGCUGAUCAAUGGCGCAUCCGUCUACAGUGGUAACAGUCAUACCAGUCCACUGCAGAAAUUCCGACAAGGUCACGAGAAUGCGUCGGCACUGGAUCGCGGCAAAGCAUUGUUGGCCACCGAAUCUCUCCGCAAUUCGUCCGAUCAAUCCGCCAAUCAUCGAGCGGCUCAAACGGCCGUUCCCGAUCGCUACGGUCCCGAUCUUGAUCAUCAUUUUGUCGCCUUUUCUCCUAUUUCUACUUCCUCAAAUAGUACACAUGUGGUCGAAUUGGAUGGCACCAAAGUAUUGCCGGUCGAUCAUGGAUCGGUGACCAAACUAUUGGCACGGGAAGAACGGGAUUCCACCGUCGGGGAUGAUCCCAAAAAGCAUACGUUUUUGCGAGCCGUGGCACAGGUCAUUCGGAAACGAUACAUGCAAGUGGAACCGGAUAGUAUCGAAUUCUCCAUGAUGGCAUUGUGUCGGAUAAAAUGAAACUGUUGACUAAGAGUACACACGACAAUAUAUUGGGUCAUCCAUCAUGUGGCGGGAUAGAAUGGAAUCGAAUCAUGGUAUUGAAUUCAGGGUCCCAGGACGAGCCUGCCUGUUUGUUUGCUUUUUCGAGCACAACGAUGGUUGUUCGAAGAAACCUCGUCGUCUGUAUUUGCAGAAGACGUUAAAGGCAACCAAACACAACAUACGUACACACUCACACUCGCACGGGAUUCGAGCAUUGCCAUUUAGUGCUUGGAGGGCCCAAUUUUUGUACCCCACUGUUAAUUCAUAAUCAUUGGUUUGCUGUGUGCAACCAUACAUAAUGGAAGUCUACGAUAGUAGGCUUCUUCAUGUCAUCAUGUCGUUGGAGUGGCUACAAGCAACGUUCGUCGGGUCAUCAUUUUCCGUUCCGGGCAAGAACACGUGCCAGGAUCAUCACCCGACCCAAGCGUAACCUCGUUGCUUGGUUGCACAAGGAAUGCUCUUGUGGCGAGGGGGGGG